AUGGUCUGCCUCUAUCAAUUCGCCACCACUUGGAACGCGUUUAUGGAAGCCCGAAUGAUUGUCGGAGUUGUGGUUGACGGUAUCGCGAUCAGUAGCGGGGAUUUGCCAGCGAUCAUCAACCAGGGAACAGCUGCCAGAGGUGUCCUUAAACUCGGCCUGGCAGUCGGUCUUGGUACUCUAAAUGGUGCCAAGAAUUCUUAUGGCAAUUCUGUCGACAUGUAUUUGUCUUUUCUGUUGGAUUUUUGGGUGCCCUCUGCUGAUGCGUAUAAUGGUAACUCAUCAGAGUUCAUGAGCAGGAAGGAUAAGGUCCAGGAUAUGUCCGACUUCCUCCUCUCGAGCAUCUCUGGAGAGUCUCCAAUACCCCAGACAGACACGCGCCGAUAUGCUGACGACACUGCGCUCAUUUGGUCACCAAGGCACACCGGUUCAAGUGGUUGUAUGUAUCCGUUGAAUACUGGAACUUGUACCAACCCUACAGGAGCUAACGAGCUCGGCUCGUGGUCGCCUAAGGAAGCAAUAGAACUUAUGAAGUCGAUCAAGUCGAGGUCUGAUGCCAUUCUCAUGGUUGACGACGGACUACCGGAGAUGCUUCGGGCGUAA
Molecule: messenger RNA, 600 nt
Organism: Perkinsus marinus ATCC 50983
Lineage: Eukaryota; Perkinsozoa; Perkinsida; Perkinsidae
Exons: 2
Coding region: 1-600 (199 amino acids)
Source: RefSeq, a predicted model, not a curated record